AUGAGACCCCGCACGCUUCUGUUGGCAAGUCUCUGUCUCUGGUCGGUCCUUUUGGCUUCUGCCCCACGGCUUGGAUUGAACAAGACGGUUUCUUUCAUGGUUUACUCGCCCCUUGACGGAUCCUUUGACGAUUCCAUCCUCACCUUCUCUCCCUUGUGUCCAAUGGCCGCUCCUGCCGCGUCUCCUGAAGGUACUGCCACCACCACGAACACCAACGACGAGAGCGCAGCGGGGUUGACAUCAACAGCAUGGGCAGACGUGUCCGAGUCCGUAAUGGACGCACGAGUGCUCGCGGCCGAGAACGACGAAGUCAUGGACUCUGAAUGGUCCUUCCCUAAGGAAACCCUAGAAUCGAUGACGGCUCAACAGCGAGAAUCGCUUUCGGCACUCCGGGAUUUCUGGGAUGCGAUGGAACAGGUCGUCGGGGACCCUCAGGAGACGGAAGAACUCCGGGAAGAGUUUGAAGAGCAGUUGGAUGAACAGCUCCAGCACCACCAGCACGAGGGAGAGGAGGAUGGGUAUGAGGGUGAGGAUGACACGGAGGGAGAGCUGGGAACGACGGUUAUUACGCAGGAGGAGUUGGUAAAGGGGAUGGAGGAGAAGAUGAUAGAUGCUCGCGAUCAGGCCGGUCUUGAAAAGGAGGGCAAAGUCUUUGGGUAUGUGCCCUGGUGGACGGAGGGUAUGUUGUUUGGUAUAUCGUUGACGAUCGGCGGCAUCCUCGUCGCACUCGCCCAAGCCCGUGCUCAGACCCUCGACCUCCUCCAAACGGCCAUCUCGCGCGAGAAGCGAUUCGGCGACGAGGACGACGAUGAAGUCAUCGAGUCCUCCUCCUCCACUUUCUCCUCCGACAUCGACUCUGACUCUGACUCUGACUCUGACGAGUCCCAAAGCGAAAAGGGCAAACUCGCACCCUCGCAGAAGUCUUCCAAAACGACCAAGUCAAACCCCGCUUUCAUCAUCCCAUGCGCAGCCAGCCGCCUCUUGUUGUUGAUAGCCCUGGUCGCCAACUUCUGGGUGGUCUAUUCAGAAUACUGGGACCUCCCUGCUUUACUCUUUGUCGGUCUUGGGUCUACCGCCGUCCUCCUCGCCCAUGCCUGGGUCCCCCACGAUCUCUAA
Linnemannia hyalina is the source of this 1116-nucleotide messenger RNA. NCBI's taxonomy places the organism in Eukaryota, Fungi, Mortierellomycota, Mortierellomycetes, Mortierellales, Mortierellaceae. The record is from the annotation of a GenBank genome assembly.